GGUUGCGUCGUGAGAGUCGCUGUGGGGUGUGGGAAACGCUUGUUCCGUUUCUUCAAGGCUGACUCGUCCGUCCUUCCUCGCCCUGCGUGCCUUGUGUUUGAACUCAUUCGGGGAAGACAAGAGGAGGAGUACUUUGCUGUUCAGCAGUGAAUCCCAUCGAUUUCAGCAAACAUGGAAGAAUUGCAAGAUGUCCAGUUAACAGAAAUUAAACCUCUCUUAAAUAAUAAGAAUUCGACUCGAAACUUCCAGGACUUUGACUGUCAAGAGCAUGAUAUAGAGACAGCUUAUGGAGUUGUCCAUGUCACUAUGCGGGGCACUUCAAAAGGCAAUCGACCCGUCAUCCUAACGUAUCAUGAUAUUGGCCUCAACCAUAAGUCCUGCUUCAAUACUUUCUUCAAUUUUGAAGACAUGCAGGAAAUCACACAACACUUUGCUGUCUGCCAUGUUGAUGCACCUGGACAACAAGAGGGGGCUCCUCCUUUCCCUUCUGGAUAUCAGUAUCCUAGUACUGAUGAACUUGCUGAAAUGCUUCCUGCAGUUCUUAUGCACCUGAGCGUAAAAAGUGUAAUUGGAAUAGGAGUUGGAGCUGGUGCCUACAUUCUCAGCAAGUUUGCGUUGAAUCAUCCAGACUUGGUAGAAGGCUUAGUGCUAAUUAAUAUUGAUCCAUGUGCAAAAGGUUGGAUAGAUUGGGCAGCAUCCAAGUUUUCUGGAUGGACAACUAACCUUGUGGAUAUUGUUUUAGCUCACCAUUUUGGCCAUGAAGAACUGCAGGCUAAUCUGGAGCUAAUUCAAACAUACAGACUUCACAUUGCACAAGACAUCAAUCAGGAAAACCUUCAGCUCUUCGUUACCUCCUAUAACAGUCGUAGAGAUCUGGAUAUUGAAAGACCAAUCUUGGGUAUGAAUGAAGAAGCAGCAAAAACACUCAAGUGCCCUGCCUUAUUAGUAGUUGGAGACAGCUCUCCUGCAGUUGAGGCUGUGGUUGAAUGCAAUUCACGCCUAGAUCCAAUAAAUACAACACUCCUGAAGAUGGCAGAUUGUGGGGGAUUGCCCCAAGUUGUCCAGCCUGGGAAGCUAACUGAAGCUUUCAAAUACUUCGUUCAAGGAAUGGGUUACAUCCCUUACAUGCAGCUCAGUCACCUGAACACUGAGCCAGUGCCAUCUGCAAGCAUGACCAGGUUGAUCCGUUCCAGGACCCAAUCAUCUUCAAGCGUCGGUUCAGGAGAAAGCACUCAAGCACGGUUUCAAGCCAACAACCUAAGGGAGGUGAACAUGGGAAUACCUGAAACUACUGAAAUCCAUGGCAAUCCUCAGACUAUGGAAGUAUCCUGUUAAGCAAGCAUGUGAAUCCAGACCAUUCCUUUUCUCUCUUUUCUGCACCCAUCCAACAAGUGGCAUUAAUAGUUUUUCCCCUCUCAUUAUGCCUGCUAACUUUUCAUCUGUCUCUUUGAUGUUUUAUUUAGUUAUAUUUGUACAGAAACUUCAGCCGCCUACAGAUCUACCAAACAAUAGCUGCUGGAGGUACAGGAGCUCUGAUAUAUUUUUUGCAGGCUCAAGAUCAAAACCUGGACCUCUCCUUUGCCUUUCUCCCUUCCCCCCAAGGAAAUCGCUCAUUUUCUUUUAAUUUCUUCCACCUCUCCAUCACACCUUCAUGUUUAUCUGCUUGAAAUACUUGGUGCUCUUUAAAAGAUGUGGUGUGGUGAUGGUGGUUUUGAUUUCUUAAAAAUGGCAGUUUGGUUCAGCCAAUUAAUUCUAUGUGCAGAACCUUGCUCUGUAACAUGCAAGGGAAAGAAAUACUUUCAUGGGUGAUGCAAGGGCUUGCUAAUUAAUGCUGUAUAAAUCCAAAUUUAGCUUGUUCUCAGUUAAAUAUGAAGAAAUAAUGUGUCUGUCAUAAGUGUGGUAAAUGCGCUUCCACAGUGGGCUUGCCACUGACAUUGUAUACAUCUGUAUGCAUCCAUUAACUACUAACUUUCAUUGGUGCUAGGCAAGAUGAAGAUGUCUUCAUUUCUCCUGGCCUGUGCUAUCCGAUCAUCUGGGGGAAAUGUCUCUCUCCAGUCUUCUGGAAAUUCAGAUGAUAAUUUUUGUGGGUUUUUUUUUUCCCACUUAGAAUUGCUUUCUAGUAUGCUUCUGCUGAAAGACUUUAAGGCUUUUGACUGUGAUCCUAACAGUGUCUUUGGAGUUCCGAUUAGAGAGGACAUCUUUGAUUCAGAACUCCAAGAGAGGAUCUAUUUCUGUUCCAACACUUGAGAUCAUAACCUGAUAUAUUAGUUAUAAGAGAGUUCUAUCUUUCAUAACUGAGCAGGAGAAAGGAAGCUCUUUCCUGUUGGUUUAUUCAGAAGCAUUUCUCACUAGGACCAUUAGGUUAUAAGAAGAAUGAGGUAUUUAGCCAGCUUAAUUUCCAACAAAGAGGGCAUAUUAUUCAACUGUGUGUAAAGGAUUUACACACUAUAAAAUAGGCAAAGUUACAAUAUACAUGAUUUAGAAAUGGAACCAGGUGAUAUUUAGUGUAAUUCCCAACACCCUAUACAAUAAGUUCCUAAAGCUGGAAAAAAAAAUUCUGAAGUUGAAAAAGGAUACUAAGCCAAAUAUCUUAAUUUUCACAAGUGAUCAGUAACUUUGACAAUAAAUUAUGCACCUUUAAUUUUUAAAGGGAAUUAAAUGUACUAGUUCAGAGAUAUAUUUAUAGUUAUUGAAUUAAGACAAAUUAUAUUGAAUUGAACAAUUUAAUUCUAAAUUCUGGUUUUGAAUAGUUGAGUGAGUAAGAAGACAAUGCUAUAAAGUAAGUGUUUGUGGGGACUGAAGACUAAUCUUGAAUGAAUAUAUAUAAAAUGGAAAAUUAUUCAUUCUGUACUUGAAAGACUAGCUCAACAUGUAUUAAUUAUAAUAAUUCUGUAUCUGUGAAAGACCAUUUGGUUCUUUAGGUAAAUUUCCCACCGCUAUUUUCAUUAAACAAAUAUUUUACUAUGGACUAUUACUGAAAAUUUUUCUGUUAACUUACAAGGAAAAUAAUAUGUAUUUUCCUACAAACACACACACAUAUAAAUAUAUAUAAUUUAUAUUCUGAUGGAAAUAGAUUAAAAUUAAAUGCACUAAGAAUCAGGCAGUUUUGGAAAUAAAAUCUGCUUCACUGGGAUUUCAGAAUAUAAUUCUAAAAAGACUAGAGAAUAGAAUUAACUCAGGAUUUCUGAACCCAUAGCUAGUUUUGUAGCCUUUCUCUCAAGCAGAUGCAUUACUAAAAAUACAAAAGGGAAAUAUCUAAACUGAAAUAUUUGUUGUUCUUGAGUUGCAUAAAACUAUUGUUUCAUUUAAAUACUAGUUAAAGGAAUGCUUUGAUGUACUUUAUAUUGUAAAAGUGUGCUCUGCUUAUGGCCUGUAAAUUACAUAUGUAUUUAUAUAGGGUAUCUCUGUUUGCGUGUGCGCACGCACCCAUGCGCACAUACACUCAUUCCAUGCAAUGCUAUUAAAUUUAAUUCUUUGCUUCUGGUAGAUAUGGGAAAUUUUUACCAUGAGAAUUAGAAAGUUCCUAAAUCAUAUUAUUUUCUUGAAUUCACAAUAAUUUUGUGUUUUCUGAUUUUAGCUGGGAGAGAAAAAAUCUAUGAUCUGUUAGAGUUAGACAGUGAGAUUGCUGCUAUUGGGAAGAGAAAUGUAGCUGCAUUUUUCAUGGAACUAUGGCAGAUUAUUUACUUUUUACUGUUAUGUAUUGUUUAUAAGGCCAAAAUCUUCAGGAAAUGCCAGAUUCAAUUCUGUUUCAGGUAGAAGGGGAGACUGGAAGAUUUUGCCUGGGGGUGGGGAAGGGGGGAUUCAAACCAGUUAAAUAAAAUAUAAUCAAUUU
This is a messenger RNA of Pseudonaja textilis, 3832 nucleotides long. RefSeq names its product NDRG family member 3 (gene NDRG3). NCBI's taxonomy places the organism in Eukaryota, Metazoa, Chordata, Lepidosauria, Squamata, Elapidae. The record is from RefSeq and is a predicted model, not a curated record.